Messenger RNA from Nilaparvata lugens (brown planthopper), 2172 nucleotides. Its product is annotated as synaptic vesicular amine transporter-like. Gene Ontology annotation, molecular function: serotonin:sodium:chloride symporter activity. The transcript has 12 exons. Gene Ontology annotation, biological process: aminergic neurotransmitter loading into synaptic vesicle; transmembrane transport. The coding region runs from base 383 to 1744 and encodes 453 amino acids. The record is from RefSeq and is a predicted model, not a curated record. NCBI's taxonomy places the organism in Eukaryota, Metazoa, Arthropoda, Insecta, Hemiptera, Delphacidae. Gene Ontology annotation, cellular component: terminal bouton; synaptic vesicle membrane.
AUGUAGCCAUUAUUGAAAUUUAAGUAGCAAUAAAAUGAUGGUGAGAUUUCAAAUCAAUAGCCAUCAAUCCCAAUAAUAAAGUGUCUGAACACAAGUAUUUAGUGUUGUAGCUAAGGGACAGUAUUAGAAAGCGAUAAUCGGCCGAGGAAACUACCCUGCUAGUGAGCAGAAGGUGAUACUCUCCAAACAGGGCCUAGCAUGUGUGAGUGGGUGAGGGGGAGGGUGGAGUUGACACCCCCUCUUGAGGGAGCGAUCAGAGAAGCGCUCUCUUUAUUCGGCGUGAGGUGGGAGGGUCAACUUCAACAGAGCUUUCUCAGCUUCGCAACAAGUAGCAGCCGUUACCCGUUACUGAGAGAUCCACGCUACGCUGAAAUCGAGGAAAAUGAUGGAAAAGAUUGUUGUUCUCAUAGUUUACUUCUCAUUACUUCUGGAUAACAUCUUAUUGACAGUAGUUGUUCCUAUUCUACCAGACUAUCUUCACAGUGUCGAUCUCUUAAUUGGACAAAAAUCUGAUAAUUCUACUGAAAUUCUUUCAAACUCUGAAUCUGCAAAGGCAGAUGAGUUCAUUAGAGAGGAGGCUGGUCCGGUUGGAGUGCUGCUAUCAUCAAAAGCUUUCGUUCAAAUAGUGAUGAACCCUAUUGUUGGAUUUCUCACUAAAUACUGUGGCUAUUACCUACCGAUGUUUGUUGGCACAGUCAAUUUGUUGGCAGCAACUCUACUGUAUGCAAUGGGGGAAAGCUACACAUCCUUGUUUAUAGCAAGAAGUUUGCAAGGUAUUGCAUCAUCCUGCAUUGGAGUCUCUGGUAUGUGUUUGAUAGCAGAACACUAUCCUUCAGAAGCGACCAGGAGUAAAGUUAUGGGAAUCGUACUUGGUAGUGUGGCACUUGGUGUUCUACUGGGUUACCCGUUCGGAGGUGUCUGCUAUGAAUUGCUAGGCAAAAUGGCUCCUUUCCUAGUUAUUGCAACUCUCAUUUUGGUCAAUAUUGGUUUUCAAUUGUGCUUCUUGGACCUGAAAGUUGUUAUUGAUCAACCGGUUGUUGAAACAACAUGGAGUCAUCUUUUGGCGGAUGGAUAUGUUGCACUUACCGCUGGAUCCAUUCUCAUUUCGUCUUCAGCCAUGGCAAUAUUGGAGCCGUGUCUUCCAGUGUGGCUCAUGAACUCAAUUAGACCCAAGAAAUGGCAGCUUGGAACAGUGUUCAUUCCCGACAGCCUCGGCUACUUGAUUGGCACCAAUUUCUUCGGCCUGAUAGCUUACAGGCUGGGACGUUGGAGGGUUGCCACUGCAGCCAUGCUGCUCGUUGGCGUAUCAGCUGUAUUAGUUCCAAGUGCGAAGACAAUGUCUGGCCUGAUCGCUCCGCACUUCGGAUUGGGCCUUGGCAUUGGCAUAGUGGAUGCCGCCCUUGUGCCGCUGCUUGCCAACAUCGUCGACACCAGACAUUCGGCACACUAUGGCUCAAUCUACGCUCUGCAGCAGACGUCAGUCAGUCUUGCUUAUGCACUUGGACCAAUGGCUGGAGGUGAGCUUGUCGAUGUUGUUGGAUUUCCAUGGGUCAUGAGAGUGGUUGGCCUGAUGAAUAUAAUCUAUAGUCCCUUCUUGGCACUAUUGAAGCAAGGAUUUCUGCCUCAGGAGAAGGAAACAACUUUGAUCUCAGGAAGUGAAACAAAAGUCAACUAUAAAACAAAUGAAGACACAAUCAAAUCCACUAAUUAUAAAAGAUUUUUCGCUUCUGAUGAGAGUGACUAAGAAGCCACACUGGUCUAACAUACAGUCAUGUAUGCUAGUUCCUGAUUUGGCAAUACCAAACUAAGUCACAUAGGUGAGUAUAUUAUGGUGAUAUAUAUUACAUAGUUGAGAUUAUUCCGCAUCAAAUUCCCAUAACCAAUUCAAUUUCAUGAGUUAUUUCUUAUAAACACUCAUCUCAUGUGUUAUUCAACAUAUCAUCUCCUCUUUCAGGAAUUCCCAGUUUUGAAUAUAAAACAACUGUUUAUAAAAAUCUUCUUGUUCUUAAUAAAAAAGUAACUCCACUUUCACCGAAAUCUAACAUAAUUACCCAACCAGAAACAGAUUGCAUAGGUACCAACAUUCAGAUUCCCCGGUUAAAUAACUCCAUUCAACUAGUAAACUGUUUCCACCUAGCUCAUUGGCUUUACCGUCAUAUUCCAGUUGAGAUC